Salvia splendens (bonfire salvia) is the source of this 6323-nucleotide messenger RNA. Its product is annotated as protein ROS1C-like. Gene Ontology annotation, molecular function: DNA N-glycosylase activity; DNA demethylase activity; 4 iron, 4 sulfur cluster binding. The record is from RefSeq and is a predicted model, not a curated record. Gene Ontology annotation, biological process: base-excision repair; chromosomal 5-methylcytosine DNA demethylation pathway. NCBI's taxonomy places the organism in Eukaryota, Viridiplantae, Streptophyta, Magnoliopsida, Lamiales, Lamiaceae.
AUGCUUGAGCGUCUGCUGUUAGAUUGAGGCAAGUUCACUAACAAAGAGAUUACCGAGAGAAAAAAAAGAUUUAUCGGUUUCUGAAGUUCUCUCUUUCUAACACCUGAAUGAAAAGCCCUCGUCUCUCUCUCUCUCUCUCUACGAAGUUGCCGUCCUCUUGAUUUCUCCUUUGCAGUUCGGUGGCUCGACAAUCGGUUUUACAAGAACUUCACCAGAAAUCGAAUUUUAGCUGCAGGAGCAAAGAUAGAAAUUUAGCAGAGUCCUGGUGUGGGAUGUCAGUUAGACGAAAAGAUACAGCUUCGGAACAGGGCGAGAUCGGGAUCGGUUCUUCAUGGAUCCAGGAAACCUCAGCUAAAGCCACUUCGACGAACAGGGGAGAAAAUCAGACUAGAAGUGAAAGAUUAGCUUCAGCUAACCAGGCGGCUCGAGCAAGUCUAUCUGGGUCGGAUGAAUUUGUGCAACAAACACAAUGCCAAAGGGAACCCGCAUGUUAUGCUUCAGUGAGUGUAAAUAAUGCAAGUAGAGUUGCCGUUGCCAUGACCACCAAUUCCCGUGUUUACGAGGAGAAUCUGAUUGGUUUCGAGAGUUGGGUGGCCAGAGAGGCUGCCUAUUCCCACAUGUUUGGAAAAGGUUCAAGGAAUGACCCAGACCAGUGGUCAAAUGUCUCAUUUAUGAGUCUCUUGAAUGUAAUUGGAACGACGGGAGAAACGGGUAAUGCCCUCACGCAAAGUAAUUUUGCCACGAGCAGCAGUGCUUCAUCUUGCUGUUUUCACCCUCAAUUUGACCAUACUGUGAUAGAAGACCCACUUGAUAGGAGUGGGGUUUCAAAUCCUUAUUUCCAUCGAAAAGUUGAAGGAAGACAGUUUACUAUGAGUACUGGAAGUACCUCCCUGCAAGAUCAACACACCAUGCUUGGAGCAAAUUCUGAUGCUCAAGGGAAAGUACCAGACACUGUCACUGAUAGGAGUUCACUCCCCUCUGGGGACUUGCUCAAUCUUAAUUCACCACCCAGAAUGAUUACCGAUGCAGCUUUGAGAAGGAGAACUCUGUGUCAGUGUGAACCUAAAACACCAGAGAAGACAAACAGAGGUGGCCAGCAGGAGCCUGCAAUGAAACAUUCAACAAUAGAUGAAGCACGUACGAGAGAAAAGAACUCCAUCAUUAGUGAUGGAGUGAUGCGGCUGCAUGAGAAAGAAAAGUCCCCUCUGGUGAACGAUCAAUUUAGAGAGGUCACGUCAACAGAGUUGCAGGAUUAUCACAAGCUUGACAAGGGAGGCAUGGAUGAAGCUGAUUUACUCCAAACCCCUCAGCAGAAGACUAGGAGGAAAAAGCACAGGCCAAAGGUCAUAAUUGAGGGUAAAAAGAAAAGAACUCCGAAAUCAAGUGCACAGAAAACUAGUGUUCCUCAGGACACCACGAGAGUCAAGAGGAAGUAUGUUCGGAAAAAUGGUGUUAACAGCCCCUUAGGAGGGGGAUUGGGAACCAAUGGAGCUGAGCCAGAUAAUAAAACUCCUAGUUCUAAUGAAACAGCUUUAAGAAAGAGAAAGCACAGAAGAAGAAAAGGAAUCAGCAACUCUGGAGAUGACACUGAUAAGGAAACCACUAAAACAACAGAAAUACAGGGGGAGCAGCAUACUCGAAGAUCCUGCCGAAGAUCUCUGAAUUUCAACUCAGUCGACCCAGUAAGAGAUGGAAACUCCCCAGAUUCCUCUUCAAAUUGCGAAAGGGAAUUGCAAGCUAGUAACUUCAGUCCAAAAGAUCAGCCAGAAACAGAACAGCAUCAUCCCCAUUGCCCCUUGCUAAUCACACAAAAGGAAAACCACAUGCCAACAGAUCAAAGUGUUUCUUCCAUAGGGAAAUGCCAAAUAGUAUUCUCAGACGUUACACAUGUUAAAGAGGCUAACACUGUUCAAGUGGGCAUGAAUCCUGAUGGCCAAUUGACACCAAAAAGCCGUAGUGACUCCAUCAACAGCAGCACAUGUUUAAAAAGACAUAACAUGGAUAUACCUGUGGAAGCAGCACUUGGAAACAGAAACGAAUCAGGAAUACCAUAUAAUUCUCUGCAGGCGUACCUUUCUACUUUAACACAGAAUGCUGAUGCUGGCACACCUGGAUUACAUGUUCCAGAUAUUUAUAAGAAAAAGAGGACAGAGAAGGUAUACAGUACAGUGACAUCCAGUAUGCAGAUUACAGAGUACUCAGAGAAUGGUGGGAAACUUGAAAGACAAACUCUCAGAGAUCCUUGCAACAAAACGUUUAUGCCAUCAUCUAAUCAGGGACCUUAUAGUGCCCAAAGUCAGGUUAUUAAUCUGCAAACAACUAAAUAUGCAACUGAUGGGAGGCAAGUGUAUGAAGAUCUGUUAGCUUUGGAACCCACGCAAAGAAUUAAGAGAAGAAGAUCAAAAGCCCCUACUUGUCAGAGGAAUGUAGCUUCACCAAUGGAAAACUGUAAACAGUGGCUAAAUUUUUCAAGCAAAGCAGCAACAGUUUCUAGAACUCCACAAAAUAUUGAAAGUCUCAACGAACCAUUUACAUGCAUUGAAGCUCUUGUGGCCGACAACCAAUCAACAAUGGCAACCAAGAAGCGGUCAAAGAAAAGCAUCCUUAUCAAUUCAACAGUGCAAAAUUUGUAUAAUCACCAAAACUUUGCUGGCUUUUCAAUGGGACCACCACCGGCUCUAACAUGGAAAAACAUGUCUCUAGUUGAUUCAAUCACUGAUAAACUUAGCCAAGUAGACCUAAAUGUCGAAAGCAGCAUAACAGAAGAAAAGUAUAAUGCAUUUUUCAGAAAAUAUUAUAAAGAGCAUUAUGCUCUUGUUCCAUAUCAAAAUUUUGGAGCUGUUGUCCCUUUUGAUGCUUCAUUUGAUCAAGUGAGAAGAAGAAAACCACGGGCUAAAGUUGACCUUGAUGAUGAGACAACAAGAGUGUGGAAACUUUUGUUAGAAAAUAUAAACAGUGAAGGGAUCGAUGGGACCAAUGAGGAAAAUACAAAAUGGUGGGAAGAAGAACGAAGAGUAUUCAUUGGAAGAGCAGAUUCAUUCAUUGCACGCAUGCAUCUUGUACAAGGAGAUAGGCGCUUUUCUCCAUGGAAGGGAUCAGUUGUAGACUCAGUAGUUGGUGUUUUCCUCACUCAGAAUGUUUCAGAUCAUGUUUCCAGCUCCGCCUUUAUGUCACUUGCUGCUAGAUUCCCCGCUAGGCCAAAGAUCCACCCAGAAGAACUACGUAAUGACAGAUCAGAUGGCGCAACCAAUGAGCCCGAGGUCUGUGCGCUUGAAAAUGAAGGGUACUCCGUGUUGACCAAAGAGAUCUUAAAUAAGACAGUCUGCAGUGAUGAUACUAAAACACUUCAAGAUUUUGAAGAAAGUAGUAUUAGAGAAGCGAACAGUGUGAUACCCUCUCUAAAUGCGUCAGGGAAUGACAGUUCUGUACAAGGCAACUUCAGAGGUCAAGCAGCAACUACUUCUCUUGCUCCAGUUAUUUCCUGUGAAAAAAUUAUAGCAAACAGAUCUGUCUGUUUGAACAAGGAUGGUAGAGACACAGAACACACCCUUUUCUCUCAAACGCCGGAGAUUUCUUCUCAGAACUCUGCAGUUACCCCAAUAGCAGUACAAACCACAGGAAAAAGUGAUUCGUGCUUAUUUAGCACCUCAGAAGAAGAGCCGGCAGCUGGGGUUAAACCAAAUUGGUUGACUAACCCAACAUCUUUCAUAAAGCUUCUAGAGAUUGCGGACAAUGUACUACAGGGGAUUCAUGGAGAAGGCAGUGAGAAAAGAAAUCCCAAUGGAAGAUGCUAUAUACCAUCAGAAAGCUUGCCUUGCAGCUUGCUGAAUGAAGAUUAUUUAGGCAACUCUACUGUACCUGCUAAAACUAUUGCAGCCUGUAAUCAGACGUCUUUUUAUCAUGUGCCAGCUUUGGGAGCACAAUCAACAGGCUUUGACUUGUAUCAGAAAAACAGCAAGGUCUCAGAUAGUUCCAGCGAGAAAGAACUUUGUACAGGUGAAAUAAGUGAACUCUCUUCAGAAUCAUUUUCAGGAACAACAUCUCGGAAGUCAACAACUAUUGAAUUUGGGGUUCCAAAUCUUCCCAGUUCAAUUGCUCACUCAAGCAGCAACCAGCAAAUUGAGAUACAUCAAAUGAAAGUUGACGAACAAAGAGGCCAGGCACUAGCACAGAAGAAGCUGCCGGAGGAUUCAGAAAAAAACACCAAUCAAAAUCUGAUGGAUGCUACAGCUAGUAGUACCAACAUUGACAGUUUAGAACACUCAGAGCAUAAGGAAGUAAACUCAAAUAAGAAUGGCCUCAAUAGCCAUCCUGAGCAAACGAUUAAUGGACCCAAUUCAAUAGGUGAAAGAAUCAGUAAAGAAAAGGAGAUCAAAGUUGAUUGGGAUCAAUUAAGAAAACAUGCACUCUUUAGUGGAAGAAAAAAUGAAAGAACGGACUUCACCUUGGACUCAGUGGACUGGGAUGCCAUCCGAUGUGCAGAUGUUAAUGAGAUCGCCCAUACUAUUAAAGAAAGGGGAAUGAACAAUGUACUGGCAGAAAGAAUCAAGGACUUCCUCAACCGCCUUGUUAGAGACCAUGGAAGUAUUGAUCUGGAAUGGCUUAGGGAUGUUCCACCAGAUAAAGCAAAAGAGUACCUAUUGAGCGUAAGAGGUUUGGGUUUGAAGAGUGUGGAGUGUGUACGGCUUUUGACUCUUCAUCACCUUGCCUUCCCAGUCGACACCAAUGUUGGCCGUAUAGCAGUACGAUUAGGGUGGGUUCCUCUUCGACCAUUACCUGAGUCACUUCAGCUACAUCUACUAGAACUGUACCCUAUAUUGGAGACAAUUCAGAAAUAUCUGUGGCCCAGGCUCUGCAAGCUUGAUCAAAAAACACUAUAUGAGCUACAUUAUCAAAUGAUCACUUUUGGAAAGGUAUUUUGCACAAAGAGCAGGCCAAAUUGCAAUGCAUGUCCAAUGAGGGGAGAAUGCAGGCACUUUGCAAGUGCAUAUGCAAGUGCAAGACUUGCUCUCCCAGCACCACAGGACAAAAGCAUCGUGUGUACAGCUGAAAAUAAGAAAGCUGAUCAAAACCCAGUCAGAAGUAUGGAUACCUUGCUGUUGUCAUCUCCUCAAACUGAAGAAAUGGAUCAUAAAUUUAGAGUCACCAACUUGCAGUUGACAUCUCCUCAAAGUGAAGAAAUGGAUCCUAGAUCUAGAGUAAGCAACUCUCUGCCCAUCAUUGAAGAGCCACAAACACCAGAGCCUAUUAUUGAAGUUCCCAACACACCAGAACCAGAUGAUAUGCCAGAUCCAGAAUGUGAUAUUGAGAAUCCUUUUAGUGAAGAUCCUGAUGAGAUCCCCAUCAUCCAACUGAACAUGGAAGAGUUCACUCACAACUUGCAGACAAUCAUGCAGCAAAAUACAGAACUGCAGGAAGGAGAGAUGUCAAAGGCCUUAGUAGCUUUAACUUCAGAAGCUGCUUCAAUACCAGUGCCAAAGCUUAAAAAUGUUAGCCGGCUCCGAACAGAGCAUCAAGUCUACGAGCUUCCUGAUUUGCAUCCACUACUAGAAGGGAUGGAUAAACGGGAACCUGAUGAUCCUUGCCCCUACCUACUUGCUAUAUGGACCCCAGGUGAAACAAAGGAUUCUAUUGAACAACCGGGGAGAAGAUGCAGCUCCCAAGAACCCGAGAAACUCUGCACAGAUGAAACCUGUGCAUCAUGCAAUUGUAUACGAGAAGCAAAUUCUCAAACUGUUAGGGGAACUCUUCUGAUACCAUGCAGAACAGCCAUGCGAGGAAGCUUUCCACUAAAUGGAACAUAUUUUCAAGUAAAUGAGGUAUUUUCUGAUCAUGAAAGCAGCCUAUCCCCAAUGGACAUACCAAGAAAGUGGUUAUGGAACUUGCCAAGGCGAACAGUCUACUUUGGAACAUCAAUACCAACUAUUUUUAAAGGGCUGUCCACAGAAGGAAUUCAGUACUGCUUCUGGAGAGGGUUUGUCUGUGUCAGGGGCUUUGACAGGAAAACAAGAGCCCCUCGUCCCCUGAUUGCCAGAUUGCACUUCGCUGCCAGCAAGCUAAGCAAAGGGAAAGGAAAGGCAGAUGAAAGCUAGACAUAGAAUGCAGUUAGUGUAAGCCAUGGUUGAAAGUUAGCUGCUCUAAAAGCAAAUGAUAUGGUGCAUUUGCUUGUAUCAUACUAUAAACGAAUGUCAAGGUUGUACCAGUUGCAAAUAAUAACAUUUCAUUACCACCUAGAGAAUCUUGGCAUCUUGUAGGAAUCUAGGAUUGCUAUUUCUUUUAAUUUGUUGCUUCAGAAAUAAAAUUAGCAGCAAUUUGAACAGUAA